AUGUUAAAACUAUUUACGCAACCCAUACCAUGUGAUGAACACUUGCAUACACGUGUCAUUAAUGGUGAUACAUCAGUUGUGGAUGUCACUACAGAAGCGGCAGAAGAAACAGUAACUGGAUCUGAAGAUACAGACUCUGUAGAAAAACCAGAAGAUUCUGAAGAUACAACUGCAGACUCUGGUACUGGAGAUACAGAUGAAUCGCAAGAUAUCCAACCACCCACUAGUGACGGAGAGGAUACUCCCAUUGAUGAGGGUCAUGUCGAUAGUUCAGGAUUGCGCAUUAAAAUGGUCUCACAGCUGAGGCAAUUUGAUGCUGGUGUCAUGGAAUUGGGACUUGAGUACACAGAUAAAAUGGCCAUACCCCCUGGACAGGUAGCAUUUCCAUUAAGUGGUUAUUGUAUUGCAGAAUGUACGGAAUUGGCAUUUCCUCCCUCUGGCAUUGUAGUUUUUGGCUCACAAUUACACACACAUUUACGUGGUGUACGGGUAUUGACGCGACAUUUUCGUGGCUCAGAAGAAUUACGUGAAUUGAACCGUGAUGAUUAUUAUUCGCAUCAUUUUCAGGAGAUGAGAAAUUUGCAUUAUAAACCACGUGUUUUACCGAUUUUCCUCAUUGUCACCUUAAGUAGUUUAUAA
Messenger RNA from Lucilia cuprina (Australian sheep blowfly), 639 nucleotides. Its product is annotated as tyramine beta-hydroxylase-like. The record is from RefSeq and is a predicted model, not a curated record. Gene Ontology annotation, biological process: norepinephrine biosynthetic process; octopamine biosynthetic process; dopamine catabolic process. Bases 1 to 639 code for a protein of 212 amino acids. Gene Ontology annotation, cellular component: secretory granule membrane. Gene Ontology annotation, molecular function: dopamine beta-monooxygenase activity; copper ion binding. Lineage: Eukaryota; Metazoa; Arthropoda; Insecta; Diptera; Calliphoridae. The transcript is spliced from 5 exons.